This is a messenger RNA of Exophiala xenobiotica, 614 nucleotides long. RefSeq lists its product as uncharacterized. NCBI's taxonomy places the organism in Eukaryota, Fungi, Ascomycota, Eurotiomycetes, Chaetothyriales, Herpotrichiellaceae. The record is from RefSeq and is a predicted model, not a curated record. The coding region runs from base 1 to 594 and encodes 197 amino acids. The transcript has a single exon.
AUGUGUGAAUCGCAUAUCAUAUACCAGCUUUGCGGGCACGUGAAGAUCAAAACCAUUGUCCAAUGUGCUGAUGUAAUCGAGAAAGUGAUAGCGUCCAAGUUACAGGCCAGCUGCCCACAUCAGCUCUGCGCCGAUGUCAGUGACAACAUCCACAUCUUCCCGGACAUUUGCGACAAAUGCCAGCAAAACGGGGUCAUUGGCGGUAUCAUGGAACAGCAGUCAGGCAUGAAGCUUAAAAUUCUGCAAAGUUGGAAGAAGCAGCACAAUUUCGACGCAGCAUCAGCGUCGCGAUCAGAUGGAGCAAAGGAGUCUCUAGCUGCCGCAAAUGACAGCGAGUUUGAAAAGAUCGAACAACUAGAGACACUCGGGGUCCUGAGGGUGGCAGGCAUUGCAAGCAUGGAGACAUCAGAUUCCGGCAGUCUCGUAACAACAUCAACCCCGGAGACUGUGGCAUCAAGCCAGACUGCCUGUGAAGGAACAACAGAUCUCAGCUCCAUCAAGACUCGGAUUGCGGCGUUGAAGGACCGGACCGAGCGGCUACUUUCCAGGGUUCGUGUACAUAAGACAUGGCGAGCAACUUCGGGCACCGAGUGAGGGGGUUAAUAGGGAACAAG